CCCGCCCCGCAUCCCGCCCGCGCCGCCGCGCCGCGUCCCGCCGGCCCCAAAUGGAUUAUCUGCGGCUGGUCCUCUCCUGCCUCGUCCCCCUCCACGGCUGCCUGGCCGCCGGCAGCGCCCCAGAGCUCCUCCUGGCCGGCAAACUCAGCGAGUAUGGUGUGAUCGUGCCCUUCAGCGCCGAUUGCCGGGGUCGCUUCCUCUCGCACGUGGUGUCCGGCGAGGCGGCGGUGGGCACCGGCCAAGCCACCUGUCCCCCAGUCCACCACCACCGCCGCCGCCGCCGCGUGCCCCGCAGCCCCCUGGAUGAGUCCCCCCAGCGCCGCUUGCUCUACUUCAAUGUCACAGUUUUCGGGAAGGAGCUGCACCUCCGGCUGAGGCCCAACCGGCGUCUGGUGCCGCCGGGCGCCGUGGCUGAAUGGCAGGAGGAUUUUGAGGUGCUUUUCCGGGAACCCCUCCAACAGCGCUGCCUCUUCACCGGUGACAUCUCCGGUAUGCCCGGUGCCGCCGUGGCCAUCAGCAACUGCGACGGACUGGCUGGCCUGAUUCGGACUGACAGCAACGAGUUCUUCAUCGAGCCCCUGGAGAGGGGGCAGCAGGAGAUGGAGGAGCACGGGAGGGCGCACGUGGUCUACCGCCGGUCGGCCAUCCGGCAGGAUGGCAUCGAGCCCCGCCAGGACCUCCACCCCGAAGUGCCCGGCGUGCGGGUGGGUGAUCUCCCCAACUCCCUGGAGCUGAUGACGGAGCGUCUGGGGGACGCGGAGCGCAAGAGGCGCCACGCCAGGAAGGACGACUACAACAUCGAGGUCUUGCUGGCGGUGGAUGACUCGGUCGUACGCUUCCACGGGAAGGAGCACGUCCAGAACUACGUCCUCACCCUCAUGAACAUAGUGGAUGAGAUUUAUCACGAUGAGUCCCUGGGCGUUCACAUCAACAUCGUGCUGGUCAGGAUGAUCAUGGUGGGAUACCGCCAGUCAGUCAGCCUGAUAGAGCGAGGGAACCCGUCUCGGAGCUUGGAGCAGGUCUGCCGCUGGGCUCACUCGCAGCAGCGCUCCGACCCGGAGCACGCUGAGUACCACGACCACGCUGUAUUCCUCACCAGGCAAGAUUUUGGUCCCGCAGGUAUGCAAGGCUACGCACCGGUGACGGGGAUGUGUCACCCGCUCCGCAGCUGCACCCUCAACCACGAAGACGGCUUCUCCUCGGCGUUCGUUGUCGCCCACGAGACCGGCCACGUGUUAGGCAUGGAGCAUGACGGCCAGGGCAACCGCUGCGCCGACGAGACCAGCAUGGGCAGCAUCAUGGCACCGCUGGUCCAGGCCGCCUUCCACCGCUACCACUGGUCCCGCUGCAGCAAGCAGGAGCUCAACCGCUACAUCCACUCCUACGACUGCCUCUUGGACGACCCCUUUGAGCACCAGUGGCCCACCUUGCCCGAGCUGCCGGGCAUUAACUACUCCAUGGACGAGCAGUGCCGCUUCGACUUCGGCGUGGGCUACAAAACAUGCACGGCGUUCCGCACCUUCGACCCCUGCAAGCAGCUUUGGUGCAGCCACCCGGACAACCCUUACUUCUGCAAGACCAAGAAGGGACCACCUUUGGAUGGGACCGAGUGCUCUCCAGGCAAGUGGUGCUUCAAGGGUCACUGCAUCUGGAAGACGUCGGAGCAGCCCUACAGCCAGGACGGCAGCUGGAGCUCCUGGUCCAAGUUCGGCUCGUGCUCCAGGACCUGCGGGGGAGGUGUGCGCUCUCGCAGCCGGAGCUGCGACAACCCACCCCCGGCAUACGGUGGGCGCCACUGCCCGGGAGCCACCUACGAGUAUCAGGUGUGCAACGCUGAGGAGUGCCCGGGGCCCUACCAGGAUUUCCGUGCCCAGCAGUGCUCCAAGCGCAACUCCUACUACACCCACCAGAACAGCAAGCACGCCUGGCUUCCCUAUGAGCAUCACGACGAUGCUCAGAAGUGUGAGCUGAUCUGCCAGUCUGAGGGAACGGGGGACGUGGUCUUCAUGAAUCAGGUGGUUCACGACGGUACCCGCUGCAGCUACCGAGACCCCUACAGCAUCUGCGUCCGCGGCGAGUGCGUGCAUGUCGGCUGUGACAAGGAGGUCGGCUCCCUGAAGCAGGACGACAAGUGCGGGGUCUGCGGCGGGGACAACUCCCACUGCCGGACGGUGAAGGGCACGCUGGCCAAGACCCCCAAGCAGCCGGGUGUUUUGAAGAUGUUUGAGAUUCCGGCUGGGGCGAGGCACCUUCAGAUAGAAGAGAUGGAGCCAGCAUCCCACAGCAUUGCUGUUAAGAAUCAAGCCACAGGUAACUUCAUCCUUAACGCCAAGGGCAAAGAAGCCAAAAGCCAAGUGUUCAUUGAGAUGGGCUUGGAGUGGGAAUACACCGUCGAACAUGGCAAGGAGAGCCUGAAAACCAGCGGUCCUCUGCAUGAGGCCAUCAGUGUUUUGGUCAUCCCUCAGGAGGAGGAGGCGAGGAGCAGCCUGAUGUACAGGUACAUCAUCCACGAAGACCUGCUGCCCAUGAUUGGAAACAACAAUGUCCUGCUUGAGGAGAUGGAUUCCUACGAGUGGGCCCUCAAGAGCUGGUCUCAGUGCUCCAAGGCGUGUGGAGGAGGCAUCCAGUACACCAAGUAUGGCUGCCGUCGGAAAAGCGACAACCGGAUGGUGCAUCGAAACUUCUGCGACAAUGGCAAGAAGCCGAAGCCGAUCCGGCGGCGCUGUAACCUCCAGGAGUGCUCCCAGCCAACGUGGGUGGCGGAGGAGUGGGGGGCCUGCAGCAAGUCCUGCGGCAAGCUGGGGGUGCAGGCGCGGGCGGUGCAGUGCGUGCAGCGCCUGCAGGACGGCACCAACCGCACCCUGCACACCAAGUACUGUCCCGGCCAGCGGCCCGAGACGCGCCGGCCCUGCAGUCGACUGCCCUGCCCCGCGCAGUGGAGGACGGGCGCCUGGUCCGAGUGCUCGGCGAGCUGCGGGGAAGGCGUCCAGCAGCGGCAGGUGGUUUGCAAAGGCAGCGAGAGCGGCGGGCGCUGCGAGGGCGACAAGCCGGAGACCGUGCAGGGCUGCCACGUGGCCCUCUGCCCGGGGAAGCUCUCCGGUGACCACAGCACGCCCAAAGGCCAGCGGGUGCCCCAGGACGGACCCAAAAACCCCGUUAGCAAGAUCUCCUCCCGGGAGCCGUGCCUCGGGGACAAGUCCAUCUUCUGCCAGAUGGAGGUCCUGGCCCGCUACUGCUCCAUCCCGGGCUACAACAAGCUCUGCUGCGAAUCCUGCGGCAAGAAAGCCUCCUCCACCACCGGCUCGCCCCCGGCCACCGGUGCUCCCCCGGGAUCCUCCUCUCCUAGCCCCGCUCCUCCGCUCUUCUCCAGCCCCACCGCCCCUGCCCGGGGGGGACGCGGUGGGGACCCCACCCUGGCUCCUCGGACUGAGCCAGCCGCCGGCGGAGGGAUGCCUGGCAGCGAUGCUUUCCCCAGGGGGCUGCCGGCCCUGAGCGAGCCGGGCAGGUAACCCGCUCAGGACCACCUCGCCGUGGGGCAGGGAACACCUCUCGCCUCCCUCUCCUCCUCUUCCCCUCUUUUUCCUCUUCCUCCCCCGCCUCCAAUUCCAGUGGUGUUCACGGGUGGCACUGCCGGGUUUGAAAACUACCUGGCUCACACAGAAAUUCCUGGGAAAACCACUUUUUUUCCCCCGUCAUGUUCCGCCCCCUCCCAGCCCUUCAAGCUGUGGCAUUUGUUUUUUUUUGACAACGCCACGGAAAAUAGGUGAAAAGAGGCGGGGGGGGGGGGAAGCGACAGCGGCUCAGCUACGGGUAACUCCCCGUGGGCUGUUUCCUUCCAAGGUGCUAAAAAGAUUUGGGGGAGGGCUUUAAUGUCGCUUUUUCCUUCUCCCUGCCCCAAGCAGCAACACAAGAUGCUGGAGAGGAGGGUGCCGGCUUGGUGGUUUGGAGCUUGGGGAGGAUAAUGGGAAUCUGGGGCUGGGGGGCAAGCAACCGGAGGGAGGUGGCAAAAAGCAGGGGGAAAUGUCGGGAAAUGCCCAAACUGCUGUCCCAGGCUGUCCCUGUUGGGGGAGAUGGUUUGGGAAACGUGUCUGGAGGUGGGAGAUGGAGCAUGAAGACUGCAGACCAGCUUCUGUCCUGCGUUGCAGGAUAGGCAGGGGAUGGUCCGGGCAACUUGGAGCAAUAACAAUCAGGUCAAAGACCAAAAAUACUUUGGAAAAAAAAAUGCCUGUCGCCCAGCAGUGACUUUGAGCCCUGGGCCAGCCUUGAGCUGAUACCGAUGCCCAGCCUCCCCCGGCGGCCAUGAGCCGCAUCCCUGCAUCCUUGUACCCAGUGCCUGUGGGGCAUCAACACCUUUGGGAGGGAAAUGGGGGUGUCUGGGAAGCUGGGGGUGGAUUUUAGGGGCGGUUGCAAAGACCGGAGAGAGGAAGAUUCAUCCACGUCCUUUUUAUGGCAUGUGGGGGGGGGGUGGGGGUGGUGAUUAACGCUGUUAAAAAAUAUUGUGCCAAGUACUAAACGUUAUGCACAGCACUUUAGGAGCCUGGGGCUGCUCGGUGUCGGGCCAGCUGCAGGCGCAGGGGCUGCUGGAGGAGCUGAUGGUCCUCAAAAGCUCCCCAGGAGCGGGGUCAGGCAGCCGGCCCUGUCCCUGAGGGGCGUCCCUGAGGGGGCUGCCCUGGUUUUGGUGCUUAGGGGUGUGUGGCCCCCCCACCCCAGGCUGAGGGCAUCCGGCACCUCCAGGUGGGGUGGGCAGGAGGAGGUGAGCUCCCCCUGGGGGAUGAGUGCUGGUAGGGAGCAGGUUUUGGGGAUGGAGAGGUGGAGUCCGGAGGAAGGUGAGGCUCGGCCGAUAGACCGGUUUGGCAUUGUGAAAUGGGAUCUCUUGGGAGCAUGUAUGUGGCAUGCAUGCAUCCGCUGGUGCUGACGGUGCUGCUUCCCUGGCCAUCUGAGGAGCAGGACGGGACAUCUCUAGGGGCAGUGCUUGGUGAGCUCUUCGGGUGCCUGGGUGGCUGGGGGUGCUCUGGAUGCCCGCGGGUUUUAGGGCACGCUGCUGUUGGAGCCUGGUGCUUUCAGUGCCCUGGGUGCCGGGGCAGAGCACCGCAUCCAUAGCACCCGUGUGGCUGCAAGGAACUGGAGGUCAGAGCGUCUCGGAGGAGCUCACAUCAGUGUGGAAGCUCCCCUCAGCCUUUGCUUGGCUUGCAGCAGGGGAGGGGUUGAAGGAAUGGAGGCCUCCAUGCAUUCCUGACGUUUUAAAGCAUUGGACUCCCCCUGCAAUACUCCCGUAACGGUACAAAAAAGGGCUGAAGAGAUGUGAAGAGGGCAGCUUGUGCCACCCUUCUGCCUCUGGAUCGCCGUCGAGUCAAGGCUGGAUGAGCGUUUUUCUGACUCCUCUUAAAAACACUUGAGGCUGGAGGUCCCUUGCCUGCGGCGUGAAGUGGGCUUCACAGAAGAUGGAACAAAAGCCAUGCGUCUGCCUGAUCCCAGCGACCAGCACCUGGGAGCGGAUGGAUGGAAGGAUGCCCACGAAACGCUGCGGCGGGAUACCCGGGUCCGGGGCGUGUGGGUGUCAGUACCCGCAGGAUGGACGAGAUGCUGGGGUUCUACCAGGGCAGGAUGCAUCAUCCCUCGGACCGCUGCCGCCACCGCCCUGCCCCUUGCCAGCCUGUCUGCCAGCACUGCCAUCUGCGGAAGAGCCAGCAGUUCCUUAUUGUGCCAAAGAUAACGCUUCCUUUACUCUUCCAGGAGCAUCUCUCCCCGGCGGUGCAGCGCGGGGUGGAAGGGAGGUGCCCUCUCCUGUCGCUGGGACAGCCCUGGGCUGGAGCAGGACUGAGCUUGCUUUGCCUUUUCCUACCCAAAGCGUGGUUUUUUUCUCCAGCUUUCAGCCCCCUGCCCCAUCGCCUCGGAGGCAUUGAAUUAAAACAAAACUUUCCCCCCUGAAAAAAAAAAAAACGGGCCAUGAUGUCUCCGGGGCGCAGUAUAAGUGCGUGCGUGCUCGCUCCUUCCUCCCCAGAUUCUUGGCGGCACCCACCCCUCCCUCCGGUUCUCUCCUGGGCGAUUAGUGCUUUUUAUUUUUUUUAUUUUUUUUUUUUUCCGUUAGGAAUAUUUGCGGUGGUUCCUUGCCGUACCUCGGAGGAGAGCUGCGUCUCCCGACCUGCCGACCCCCUUCCCACCCUGUCCCCGGGGUGGAGGGAGGGGACACACCGGGGCACGGGGGCUGCGCUGCAGGUGCUAACCCCUGCUCUAGCCCAGAGCGGCGGGCCACAUUCUUUAAAGCCAGGUGCUCCCAGCAGGGAUUCGGUCCUGUCCGCGGCUCAUCUGGUCCCCCCCCGGCACCCCCCUCGGGCCGGGCAGAUGCACCAUGUCAUUCCUGUGAUGUAACCGUGUCCAGUGUUACCCUGAUGUAUAAAGUUUUGUACAUACGAGAUUCAGAGC
This is a messenger RNA of Chroicocephalus ridibundus (black-headed gull), 6423 nucleotides long. RefSeq names its product ADAM metallopeptidase with thrombospondin type 1 motif 14 (gene ADAMTS14). Gene Ontology annotation, biological process: proteolysis; extracellular matrix organization. The record is from RefSeq and is a predicted model, not a curated record. NCBI's taxonomy places the organism in Eukaryota, Metazoa, Chordata, Aves, Charadriiformes, Laridae. Gene Ontology annotation, cellular component: extracellular matrix. The coding region runs from base 51 to 3509 and encodes 1152 amino acids. The transcript is spliced from 22 exons. Gene Ontology annotation, molecular function: metalloendopeptidase activity.